AUGAGAACCUCUUCUACUGCCUUUGACCGGAACUACCAAUUUGAUGAAGCACCUGAAGACAGAAGAACAUCUCGUCGCAUCUCACACCGGCUCUCUGUCGAGGAAAGAGAACCAGAAACGGACCAGUUCGUGGAUGCACCUGAAUUUCCUGAUGAGCAAAUUGCAAUUCCGAGAGCCAAGCAAACAUUUCAUGAGCAAGGGGGAUGUGAUCCGAUACAUAAAUCUGAAGGCUUAACGCGACAAGCUGAAUCAUUUGUGCCAAGUAAAGAUUCAAAGCAAUUUGAUUCUCAACUCUUCGCCACCAAUGCCCAGGAACGAUCAGCACGUAUGUCGAAAUUAACAUUCUCGGAUGUAUUUCAAUCCACAGAGGAAAUGUUUGAGGAUAUUUCAGUUGUACGAGGCGCUCUCCAUUUGUUUUUGAGUAGCAGGAUGAUUGAGGCGUAUGAAAUAAUUGAGCCUCGCUCUGAGAGACGCCUAUAUUACGCUGUUGGAUUUGCACUCUUAUCCUCAAUCAAGGCAAUUAUGACGUUUGAACACCAGGACCUUGGUACGGCUAUCUCACAUUGUAAAGAUGCUUUACAUGUGGCAAGUUUAUUGCGAAAAAAGGCUUCUGCAUUCACAUCAUUUGGUCGCUUCGUCCGUGGUUCGGGUGCAUCUGUGUCCUGGCUUUCAUCCAUGACACCGUUAGAAAAACAUGCCGAGCUUUCUUCAUCUGAAUGCACGUUAGUAAAAGCUGUGUUGGGCAUUGCAUACUCUGGUGACUUUUUGGGCUCCUUAUCGGAAGCAUUUCAUCUUCGCGCAGCGUAUGGUGAAUACCGAAGUUUGCUCAAGUUCAUCGAUUGGGAAGACUCGAACGGUGGAGAAAAGUCUGAUGAAGAUUUCCGCAGUGGUAUCUAUCUUGGUUCUGGAUGCAUUAGUCUGAUCUUAGGGUUGCUUCCCACCAGGGUUCUUAAAGUCAUGGAAAUUUUCGGUUAUGAGGGCAGUGUGCCUGUGGGACUCAAUUUGUUAUCCAAAUCAUCUGGAUGGAGCACAGAUCCGUCGGAACCUCUCCCUCGACGUAAUAUAAAGACUGAGGGAAUCCGCAGUCCUAUUUGCGACAUGUCUAUGCUCACUUAUCAUUUGGUCAUUUCCACUUUUAUCCUGUACCACAAGUUGACAUCAACUUUUCGGAAAAAGUCUUGA
This is a messenger RNA of Malassezia globosa CBS 7966, 1182 nucleotides long. RefSeq lists its product as uncharacterized. Bases 1 to 1182 code for a protein of 393 amino acids. Lineage: Eukaryota; Fungi; Basidiomycota; Malasseziomycetes; Malasseziales; Malasseziaceae. The transcript has a single exon. The record is from RefSeq and is a predicted model, not a curated record. Gene Ontology annotation, cellular component: mitochondrial outer membrane; nucleus; cytosol.